Messenger RNA from Zootermopsis nevadensis, 1745 nucleotides. RefSeq names its product DDB1- and CUL4-associated factor 13. Gene Ontology annotation, cellular component: nucleolus; small-subunit processome. The record is from RefSeq and is a predicted model, not a curated record. Gene Ontology annotation, molecular function: protein binding. Gene Ontology annotation, biological process: maturation of SSU-rRNA from tricistronic rRNA transcript (SSU-rRNA, 5.8S rRNA, LSU-rRNA). Lineage: Eukaryota; Metazoa; Arthropoda; Insecta; Blattodea; Termopsidae.
AUGGAUUGAUUGACGAAACAUUUCUGAAAAAGGAGAAUUACAAUAGUAGAGAGAGGUUGAAACAAACGAAAUAAUGUAUCAAUACUUUCUGCACGACUGUGCUAUAUCUUGCAUUCACAUGACUUGUAGUAUUUCUUUGCAAUUUUUGAUGGGGCGGAUGAUUUUAUGUACUGUGUUGGCAACGAUAGAACACACCAUGAAAAAUCUGAAUGUUGAUAGAAUGUAAAACAGGUGGAUAUCCAUGUUAUUCUUUGCAGUGAACAAUUCAUGUUAUUUGUGACACAUGCAGUGCAUUUAACGUAAUUAGGAUUAAAACAAAAGAUGAAAGUGAAAGUUUUAAGUAGGAACCCCGACUACUAUCUGCGUGAAACCAAAAGAGAUAUACAUAAAGUUCCACGAAAUUAUGAUCCGUCAUUACAUCCUUUUGAAGGGCUGAGGGAAUACACAAGGGCAUUGAAUGCUGUUAAGCUAGAACGUGUGUUUGCUAAACCCUUUGUUGGGAAUCUAGACGGACAUCAGGAUGGUGUAUCAUGUCUUGGAAAAAAUCCACAGCAUCUCUCUUUGCUAGUGAGUGGUUCGUAUGAUGGUGAGGUUCGAUUAUGGGAUCUGCCACAACAGAAAUGUGUACGCAAUUUUCGGGCUCAUGAUGGCUAUGUGCGGGGAAUCACGUUUCUCCCAGAUGGGCAGCAAUUUGUUACUGUUGGUGAUGAUAAGACCAUCAAGAUAUGGAAGACUGAUUUGCCAGAUUGGGGGGAAGAAGAGGAGCCAACCAAUACUUACAUUAGCAAGUCUGUAAUAGUGGGUGUAAGCCACCACCAGAAGGAGCCUAUGUUUGCAACAUGUGGAGAAGUGUGCCAGGUGUGGGAGGAAGAUCGCAAUGAGCCAAUCAGAACCUUUCAGUGGGGUGUUGAUAGCUUGCAUGAUGUCAGUUUUAAUCCAAUUGAAACUCAUCUUUUAGCUACUUGUGCCAGUGAUCGAAGUAUCAUCCUUUAUGACACUCGAGACACAGGACCUGUCAGGAAAGUAAUCAUGAGGCUACGAUGUAACAGAUUGUGCUGGAAUCCUAUGGAAGCAUUCAUAUUCACAUGUGCUAAUGAGGAUUAUAAUUUAUACACUUUUGACACAAGGAAGCUGAAGCAACCACUGAAAGUACACAUGGACCAUGUUUCAGCAGUGACAACUGUAGAUUAUUCUCCGACUGGACAGGAAUUUGUGAGUGGUGGCUACGACAAGUCUGUGAGGAUAUUUGAACAUGGAAAGAACCAUUCUCGUGACGUUUAUCACACAAAACGAAUGCAGAGGCUUACAUGUGUUUUGUGGUCAAUGGAUGACAAAUACAUCCUUUGUGGUUCGGAUGAAAUGAAUAUUAGAAUGUGGAAGGCAAGAUCAGCAGAAAAACUUGGCGUGCUGAGACCGCGCGAAAGGUCCGCUCUGAACUACAGUGAAGCUUUGAAGGAAAAGUUUGUUAGUCACCCUCAGAUCAGACGCAUCGCUCGUCAUCGGCAGAUUCCGAAACACAUCUAUCAUGCGCAGAAAGAACUCCGCACCAUAAAGUUAAAACAGAAGAGAAAGGAAGCUAACAGGAGAGCACAUUCAAAACCAGGAACUGUACCAUUUGUGUCUGAAAAGAAGCAGCAUGUUGUGGAAGAGCAAGAAUGACAUUGAUUCUAUUGCUAUUGCAUUCUGUACAUUACUUAACAGCAUACUGAACUGGAAUAAAUUGUUUCAUGGAAUGUAGAAUUGAA